This is a messenger RNA of Python bivittatus (Burmese python), 2667 nucleotides long. The record is from RefSeq and is a predicted model, not a curated record. Lineage: Eukaryota; Metazoa; Chordata; Lepidosauria; Squamata; Pythonidae.
GCGAUGUUGGGGCGAAGCAAUGGAGAGUCAUCAGCACGGAAGAAGGAGGAGGAUGAAGUUCAGAACAGACAUAGAUUGAUCCCCUUUGGACGCAAAAUCUAUGAGUUCUACAAUGCACCAAUUGUUAAAUUUUGGUUCUAUACUAUGUCAUACAUUGGGUACCUGAUGCUAUUUAAUUAUAUUGUUUUGGUGAAGAUGGAUCGUUGGCCUUCCAUGCAAGAAUGGAUAGUUAUCUCAUACAUAUUUACAAUGGGAAUAGAAAAGAUGAGAGAGAUAUUAAUGUCAGAACCUGGGAAGCUACUGCAGAAGGUGAAGGUGUGGCUCCAAGAGUACUGGAACGUUACCGAUCUUAUUGCCAUCCUCUUAUUCUCGGUGGGCAUGGUACUUCGCCUCCAGGAUCUGCCACUCAGGAGUGAUGGUCGUGUCAUAUACUGUGUCAACAUUAUUUACUGGUAUAUCCGAUUGUUAGACAUCUUCGGGGUGAACAAAUAUUUGGGGCCAUAUGUAAUGAUGAUUGGGAAAAUGAUGAUAGACAUGAUGUAUUUUGUCAUUAUUAUGUUGGUGGUUCUGAUGAGCUUUGGUGUUGCAAGGCAGGCAAUUCUCUUCCCCAAUGAAGAGCCUUCAUGGAAACUGGCAAAAAAUAUUUUUUAUAUGCCAUAUUGGAUGAUCUAUGGGGAAGUUUUUGCAGACCAGAUAGACCGUAAGCAAGUUUAUGAUUCUCAUACUCCAAAGUCAGCUCCUUGUGGUCAAAAUGAAACAAGAGAGGAUGGUAAAAUAAUUCAACUUCCUCCCUGCAAAACAGGAGCAUGGAUCGUUCCUGCCAUAAUGGCUUGCUAUCUUUUGGUUGCAAACAUCCUUCUGGUGAACUUGCUGAUUGCAGUUUUUAACAACACAUUUUUUGAAGUUAAGUCUAUAUCAAACCAGGUAUGGAAGUUUCAGAGAUAUCAACUUAUUAUGACUUUCCAUGAAAAACCAGUCUUACCUCCACCACUAAUCAUCUUCAGUCACAUGACCAUGAUAUUUCAACACAUAUGCUGUAGAUGGCGGAAACAUGACAGCGAUCCAGAUGAAGCAGAUUAUGGGCUGAAACUUUUUAUAACAGAUGAUGAAUUGAAGAAGGUUCAUGAUUUUGAAGAACAAUGCAUAGAAGAAUAUUUCAGAGAGAAAGAUGAUAGAUUUAACUCUUCCAAUGAUGAGAGAAUCCGUGUAACUUCUGAAAGGGUAGAGAAUAUGGCAAUGCGAUUAGAGGAAGUGAAUGAACGAGAGCACUGCAUGAAGGCCUCACUUCAGACUGUAGAUAUACGGCUUGCUCAGCUGGAAGAUAUGAUUGGGCGAAUGGCCACAGCAUUAGACAAAAUUACUGGCCUAGACAGAGGAGAGGCCAGUAAGAUACGGUCUCGAACAUCUUCUGACUGUACUGACACAGCUUACAUUGUGAGGCAAAGUAGUUUCAACAGCCAGGAAGGGAACACUUACAAACUUCAAGAGAGUAUUGAUCCCACAGGGGAAGAAUCAAUGUCCCCCACCUCUCCAACAUUAACACCUCGACUACGAAGUCACUCUUUCUAUGCGGUGAAUAUGAAGGACAAGGGUGGGCUUGAGAAAUUUGAAAGUAUUUUGAAAGAGCGGUCUCUGAGCCUUCAUCGUGCCACUAGCUCUCACUCAAUCUCAAAAGAACCAAAAGUCUCUUUGGUGCCUGUAAGCACUUUGUCUAUUGCCCCAGAUUCUCGGAGGCCUUCCUCUUGCAUUGAUAUUUAUGUCUCUGCCAUGGACGAGCUGCAGUCUGGAAUAGAACCUCUGGACAGUUCAAUGAACAUCCUUGGGACUGGAGACCCCACACUUCAAGCUCAGAUAGCUUCCAGUGUUCUCUCAAGUAGUGCUUAUGUCAGUGGUACCUCUGGUGAUAGGAUAUCAGGCAGAAGUAUUGAGUAUGAAGACCCCUCUUCAAUGGAAACAAGGGUGUUUUCUUCAGAUUAUUCACAAAUCACAGACAGCCAAAACCCCUGGGAACUGGAUCCUCCCCUGUAUCAUACCUUAGAGCGUUCUAAAAGUAGUCGAUACCUGGCUACAACCCCCUUUAUUUUGGAAGAGGCACCUAUAGUAAAAUCUCACAGUUUUAUGUUCUCUCCUUCCCGGAGCUAUUUCAGCAGCCUUGGAGUACCAGUCAAAACAGCAGAGUACACUAGCAUUACUGACUGCAUAGACACAAGGUGUGUCAGUGCUCCUCAAACCAUUGCAGAAAGGUCCAGUUUUCCUGGAAUUCAUGGAGAUAAGAUGGAUGACUUGGGAUGCUGCCAUCCAGAGAGGGAAGCAGAACUAAGUCACCCAAGUUCUGACAAUGAGGAUACUGAAGCCAAAGACAAAAAAACAGUUUCCUUGUCACCUCAAGACAGCAAUACAUCUAGAACAUUGUCUAACAAUAUUCCACUUCCUAAAAUAGAGCGGGCCAAUAGCUAUUCUGCAGAUGAAUCCAACUUACUCUAUGUUCACACACGGAAAAGCUACUCCAUCAGUGACAAACUUGAUAGGCAGCGCAAUGCAGCUAGCCUUCGAAAUACAUUUCAGAGGAGCAAGUCAUCCAAACCGGAAAGUAGGGGAGACACCUUGUCAAUGAGAAGACUCUCUAGAACAGGUGCAUUCCGUAGCUUUGAGAGCAAGUAUUGCUAG